UAACGCCACCGGACCCCGUCGCCGCUCGUUAAAAGAGCCGCAGGCGGGUUUCUGAGGAGGCUGCUGGGUCGGUGGGACCCUCGAGAUCCGUCGCAAUUGUUUCAGCGCAAAACUUUCGAUAUUGUCAUGAUGACGGGCGAGUGUGAAGCGCGACGGCUGCACUGCGCAUGCGCACUGGAGUCCGCCUGGCCAAUUUCUCAGUACUCGUGGGAGAAUUUGGUGUUUUUUAGAUUAGCUGUGUGCGGGUGUGAUGGAGUCGUCAGGCCCGAGCACAGCCGCUCCAGAGUUUGAUGUGUACGGGGCGAUGGACUGGAAGGACGGAGUGGGAACACUGCCUGGCAGCGAGCUCAAGUUCCGAGUGAAUGAGUUUGGGGUCCUGGAGGUCAUAACGGAUGAGAUGGAGGAGGAGAGGGGCAAGAAAGCUCAUGCCACCACCACAUGGAGCGUCCCCACUGCACAAGAGGCUCUCUCCGAGGGGCCGGUCUCAAAGGAGGAGACGGCGUGGGCCCAGCGAGGCCUGGUGUGUGUGCGCUGUAACAGGAAGGGCUCGGUGGUGGACUUCCUGUCUAACGGGCUCCACUGCAGCGAGCGCUGUCUCCAGCAGGAGCAGCAAGAAGAGCUGAAGAGAGAAGGCUCCAGAACAAACGGAGAGGUGCUGGGGAGGAAGAGAUCCCGUCUGACCGAGAGACUCGCUGAAGACAUGGACAGCUCCAUGGAGAUCCCCGAGGAGGACGAUGAAGACUACGAAGAGAAAGAAAGCAGGCGACCGGCACGUGGGGCGACGAGAGGCCGCAGGAAACGCAGAGGAGACGCAGCGCUGCUCAGAUACACGGUUCCCUACGGAGGCAAGAAGAAGGCGUGGUGUUGGGCCUCGUACCUGGAGCAGGAGAGAGCCAUCGCUGCACCCAGUAAACUCUUCAAAGAGUAUCAGUCAUUUCCGCAGUGUAAGAAUGGCUUCAGGGUUGGGAUGAGACUGGAGGGCAUCGACUCUGAACACCCGUCCAUGUACUGCGUCCUCACCAUCGCAGAGGUGCUAGGACAUCGAAUCAGACUGCAUUUUGAUAAGUAUUCAGACUGCUAUGACUUCUGGGUAAAUUCCAACUCCCCUGACAUUCACCCAGUGGGAUGGUGCGAGAAAACUGGACACAAGUUGCACCCACCGAAAGGUAUGAAGGAUGAAGAGUUCAGCUGGUCCUCCUACAUCAAGCUAAAUAAAAUACAGACAGCACCCAAAGCCCUGUUCCAGAACCAGAACAUGACGGUGACGCCGUCGGGGUUUAGGGUCGGUAUGAAGCUGGAGGCCAUCGAUAAGAAGAAUCCCUCGUUCAUCUGUGUGGCCACGAUCACAGACAUGGUGGACAGCCGAUUCCUGGUGCACUUUGACUGCUGGGAUGAGAGUUAUGACUACUGGUGUGAUGCAACAAGUCCUUACAUCCAUCCGGUGGGCUGGUGUCAAGAGAACGGCAGGACCCUCACCACCCCUCCAGGAUACCCUGAUGUGAAGAACUUCUCCUGGGAGAAAUACUUGGCAGAGACCAACUCAUUACCAGCUCCUGCUCGAGCCUUCAAAGUGAAACCUCCUCACAGUUUCCAGCUCAAUAUGAAGUUGGAGGUGGUCGACAAGAGGAAUCCUGCUCUGAUCCGAGUGGCCACAGUGGUUCAUACGGAUGACCAUCGACUGCGGAUCCAUUUUGAUGGCUGGACAGAUGAAUAUGAUUACUGGAUCGAUGCAGACAGCCCAGAUAUUCAUCCCGCCGGGUGGUGCGCCAAAACCGGACACCCCCUGCAGCCACCCAUCACUCCUCAGGACAUGUUCGAGACGUCCGAGCAGGGCGGCUGUCCCACACCAGGCUGUAAGGGAGUGGGUCACAUCAAAGGAGCCCGCUACUCUGGACACCACAGUGCUGUGGGUUGCCCGUAUUCUGAUAUCAACCUUAACAAGGACUCGGUUCUGCCGGAUCGCUUGAGCGGAGAGAUGCCGGGAAGCGGAGUGGGUCGACCACGCAGAGCAGAACCAAGCGCAGAGAUUUCAGCUGACGCUAAUGACGAACCCGUCACCUCUGCCCCAUCACACCCCGAGAAACCCAGCACGGCAAGCGCUGCCAUGGAAACGCCACCAAAGAAGCCCGUCGGCACGGAGACCAAGCGAAGGGUUGGUCGACCCUGUAAAGUUCGGAAGGUGGAGGAGCUGCCACAGGAAGAGGAAGUGGAGAGUGAGGUGUCAUCAGUCACCGAAACCAAAGAGCUGACUCUACAGCAGGCUUUGCACCAGUCUGUGUUCAUGCCGUGUUCUAGCCCAUCUCCCAGCAUGCCUCACUGCUGGGAUCAGCACAGCAAGCUCCUUCCAACAGUGGCAGGCAUCACGGCCAGUAAAGUGGCAGCGUGGAGCGUGGAUGAGGUACACAGAGCUCCUGUGUGCAUCUGCAUUUCCCACUCGCUAUUCAGAUUCAGGACAAUUAUGCUUUGUUUAUUUAAUGUGAUCGAGUUUAUCCAAGGACUUCCAGGCUGCAAGGAGCAAGUGCGCACCUUCAGAGAGGAGCAAAUUGAUGGCGAGGCCUUCCUGUUAUUGACUCAGGUGGACCUGGUGAAGAUCCUCAGCAUUAAACUGGGCCCGGCUCUCAAAAUAUACAACUCCAUAUUAAUGUUUAAAACCACGGAAAAGUCUGCCUGCAAUGAACUCUGACCAGACAGACCGACAGCCAAGGGAGUUCACAACUGCUUCAGUCAAAGGGCUCAUCAUGAAGAUUCAUACAGUACACACCACACUAUUAUACAUGACCAACACGAUGUAGAUAAUGUCUGAAUGAGCAGGUUAAACACAUAUAACGACAUUCAUAAUUCUGACAUUCAGAGUCCCUGCGCUGUCAGUAAUAAUCAUAUUUUUACGCACUUAUUAACUCACUUGAUGAUUUCAUGUAGUUGGCUUACAUCAUAGUGUUGGUGAGAAUGUACAUUUUACUGAGGGGUUAUGGGAGCUAAAUUCAGGUGCUAAACGAAUGCAACUACAUGCACUGAAGAGCCGCUCAAUAUCUGCUUUUGACUCUCGUUGUUUCCGUUACAACUCCUUUAAUUUAUAGCUAUAGAUAAUUAAAGUUUUUGGAAAGGGUUCUGGGUGGAGGACUAGCAGAAUGGAGUUGAAUAUCAGAGCAUUAGAUAAACAUACAGAUCCUCUUAGAUUUUUUGUUAUGCCAUAUUAAUGCAUCAUGCCACAGCCCUUCAUUACGGUUACAGUAGCGGUUAGGGUAGCGCUCUUACUUUAUUUGUUUUGAUACAAUGGAUGUAGAAAUGGAGAACGGAGAGUAAAACUACACUCAAGGCACGAAUAAUAAUUGUGAGAGCCAUAUUGGUAUUUUGUAACAGAAUGUAACUUAAUAUUAAGAAUGCCUUCAUGUGCACAGUGUAAAAAGAAAAGUGUCAUUUUUCAUUAAUGUACAGACGGGAGUAUUGAUAUUAUUUCUGUUGCUUAGGUGUGCAGCAUUAAAAAUACAUGAACUUUCCAUCUAUUUAAGUUUAAUACUUUGACUAUUUAAAAAAACAAUGUGCUGAAGACUUCAUUGUGGACAUGUAUGUUGACAAACGUAGUUUGUGUUGAAAUAUUGAUUUUACUCACAUUUUAAAAUAAAUAAACUCACUGCACUCUGCUGUAUGAUUUCCCAUAUUCAAAACUCAUUUAUCAUGUCAAUUUUCUUCAUGCCAAGAGAGCAUAUAAUGAACUGUUUGGGGAUUUAAAAUUUUGAUAUAAAAUGUGUAAAUAAGCAAUGGUUUAGAGUGUAAGUGCAGAAACCAGUGGAUGACUAAACUUCACUGUAAUUCAUUUGUGAAUAAACUAUCUGAUUGAA
Molecule: messenger RNA, 3839 nt
Organism: Carassius gibelio (silver crucian carp)
Lineage: Eukaryota; Metazoa; Chordata; Actinopteri; Cypriniformes; Cyprinidae
Product: lethal(3)malignant brain tumor-like protein 3
Exons: 22
Coding region: 251-2683 (810 amino acids)
Biological process (GO): regulation of DNA-templated transcription
Cellular component (GO): nucleus
Molecular function (GO): protein binding; zinc ion binding
Source: RefSeq, a predicted model, not a curated record